GCGGGGUUGGUGUUGGCGGAUUCAAUGGGGGCGGUGUCAGCAGCAGAUGCGGAGUCGUCCCGGCAGCGAUUUGUGGACUUCCUGCAGAGGCACAAGGCGUACGAGCUGCUGCCGGAGUCAGGCAAGGUGGUGGCACUGGAUGUGGCUCUGCCAGUGAAGCAGGCCUUCCACGCCCUCUACGAACAGGGCGUGCCAGCAGCGCCGCUGUGGGAUUCAGAGAGGCAGGAGUUCGUGGGCAUGCUGAGCGCGUCCGACUUCAUCUCCAUCCUCACUCAGCUGCACUGCAACAGCGCGGCGCUGAGCGAGGAGGAGCUGGAGACGCACACCAUUGCGGCGUGGAAGGAGGAGAAGCUCGCCCUCGCCACGCCCCUCGACGCCCCCCACACGCCCGCACGCCGCCCCCUUAUCUAUGUUGGUCCUGACGACACGCUGAGGAAGGUAGCUGAGGUGCUUCUAACGAGGGGUCUCGCCAUGGUCCCUGUGCUCUUCUACCCCGAGGCCCGCACCUCCUCCUCUGCUGCGGCUGCCGCCAAUGCUGCCAAUGCUGCAGCCACAUCUGUAGCAGAGGCGCCGCCACCACCGCAGCUGCUGCACCUGGCGUCGCUGGCAGGCAUCCUCAAAUGCGUGGCCAAGCACUUCCGCCACGUGGCGGGUUCCCUGCCGCUGCUUUCGCAGCCGCUGGGCGCGCUUCCCAUUGGCACGUGGGCGGCUGAGAGCGGGCGCCCCAACACGCGCCCCAUUGUCGUGCUGCAGACGUCUAUGUCACUCUUUGCUGCACUCUCGCUGCUGCUGCAAGCGGGCGUGUCGUCUCUCCCUGUGGUGGACGAGAGUGGGGCUCUCAUCGACAUCUACGCUCGAAGUGACAUCACGACGCUAGCCAAGGACCAUGUGUAUGCGCGGCUCAACAUUGACGAGUUCACUGUGGGCCAGGCCCUGCAGUAUCGGCAGGACGCGGGGGCGGUGGGGGCGGCAGCAGCGGGCGGCACGCGGUGUCACAUGUGCCUGCAGUCAGACAGCCUGCGAGUGGUGGUGGAGCGACUCGCCAUGCCAGGGGUGCGCCGGCUGGUGUGUGUGGAGGCUGGCAGCAGGAGAAUCCAAGGAAUCGUCUCCCUCAGCGACCUCUUCCACUUCCUCCUCUCUUGACCCUCUCCUCACUCCACCCUCCCUGCUUCACACACCACGUUCCACCCUCCUCCUUCCAUGCUCGCCGUCCGCCCUCCUCCCACACUUCACACUCCGCACUCCACACCCGCUCCAUUCUCAGCACGCAACCCACCGCACCACCAUCACUGUUGGAGUAGACGCCCACUUCAACAAUCACAACACAAUACACAACCCGCUCCUUCCUGCUCCAACUUCCCUUCGCUCGCACCUACCUACUCCAUGCGCCAGCCACACCCAUCCAUCGCCACACCCAUGCAUCGUCAUCGUCGUGCUUUCCUCCGGCCAUCGCACUGCGUCUGCGCCAUGCCACUACAUCGCACUGCACCUCUCUCCCCGCCAAUCUCCAUCCAAUUCCAGUUGCUCCUGCCAUAGCUCUUCCCCCUCUACCACACUGCUCCUCCUCACCAGUCUCGCCCACCCACCCAGUCCCUCGUUGCACUCUUUUGUGCUCUUGCCUCAUCCCCGGGCUCGUGCCCUCUACCGUAUGUCUGCCACAAGUGACGUUUUUAGCCAUGCUUUCGGCCCAUCCCAUCCCAACCUGUGCCCACCUGUCCCUUCGAUUGUCACUCCCAGCCAGCCACCCAGCUGCUCUUGCCCCUUUCCUCUCUCGCACUUGCCCCACAACCACUUAUCGUCUGCUGCGCACACGGCCACUGCCAUUGCCAUUGCCAUACCCAUUGCCUUUGCCACACAGCUGGUGCUUCCAGCCGGCUUGCUCUAGUCACAUUUCCUUUAAUAGGCUAGCCUGCAUUGGAGAAGCAAUCUAGCGUUUGUUAUCUUUUGAAUAUCUUCUGGCAACGGCAUUCCAGGCUUGAAAUGUUCGGGUAUAUCACAGGCAGGGCUUCAGAUUGGUUUUAGGGGGUUUGAUUACUCGGGGUCGCCCAUGUGAGAAACCUGUUUUUCAGGGUCGGGUUUUGGGAGUGGCAUGUUUUGUCAGGCCAAAAGAAUAUUACUAAUCAGAC
Closterium sp. NIES-67 is the source of this 2126-nucleotide messenger RNA. NCBI's taxonomy places the organism in Eukaryota, Viridiplantae, Streptophyta, Zygnematophyceae, Desmidiales, Closteriaceae. The record is from the annotation of a GenBank genome assembly.